Brenthis ino (lesser marbled fritillary) is the source of this 2763-nucleotide messenger RNA. The record is from the annotation of a GenBank genome assembly. NCBI's taxonomy places the organism in Eukaryota, Metazoa, Arthropoda, Insecta, Lepidoptera, Nymphalidae.
GUGCACGGGCGCGCGGGCGGCGAGGGUGGCGAGGGCGGCGCGGGGGGCGGGGCGCGCUGCGGGCCGCUGAUGGCGCAGGGCGGCGUGCAGGCGCUGGAGGCGAUGCUGUUUGCGCUGGACGAGGCCUCGCGCGCGCGCCUGCUGCCGCCCGGCCUCGCUCUGGGCGCGCUCGUGCUCGACGACUGCGACAGUGACACGCGAGGACUGGAGAUGGCUCUUGAUUUCAUUAAAGGAUCUAUAAGUAACAUCGACGACGAGGAGUACGCGUGCAACGCAACAACCGUGCGGAAAGUGAUCUCAGGCGUCGUGGGCGCUGCCUCUUCCGUUACUUCAGUUCAAGUUGCUAAUUUAUUACGUCUCUUUAAGAUACCACAGGUAUCAUUCUUCUCAACGUCACCAGAGCUAUCCAACAAAGCCCGAUUUGAAUAUUUUACUCGUACAAUACCUUCAGAUCUCCAUCAAGUGCGUGCGAUGGUUGAAAUUGUCAUGAGAUUCGGUUGGCGAUACGUGUCGAUAAUUUACGAAGAAUCCAACUAUGGUAUUAAGGCCUUCGAAGAACUAGAAACACUUCUGUUACGUCAUGAUAUUUGCAUAGCUGUUAAAGAAAGGCUAGUAAAAGAUUCUGGUGCUGCAGAUGAACGAGCGUAUGAUGCAAUCGUAGAACGACUUCUUUCACGUCCUCGAGCAAGAGGUGUCAUCGUAUUUGGAUCAGACCAAGAAGUAGCGGGCGUGAUGGCGGCGGUGAGGCGUCGAGGCGCAGCACACGCGUUUAGCUGGGUAGGCUCAGAUGGAUGGAGCGCGCGCGCGCUCGUGGCCGCCGGCAACGAGGCCGUCGUCGAGGGCACGAUCAGCGUGCAGCCGCAAGCGAAUCCCGUGCAGGGGUUCCGUGACUACUUCCUUGCGCUCACUCCACAGAACAACUUAAGGAAUCCUUGGUUUGUCGAAUUUUGGGAAGAACAGUUUCGAUGUCGGUAUCCGGACAGCCCGCGAUCGAGACACAAUGCGGAAUACCCGCCAUGUACAGGAGACGAGCGUCUCUCUGCGGAAAAUACGGAAUUUGAAGCCCAGUUACAAUUCGUUGCUGAUGCUGUUUGGGCAUUUGUAUAUGCUAUUCGAAACAUGCAUAAAGUUUUAUGCGGAGAAAAGCCGGGUUUAUGCGACGCAAUGAAACCAGUGAGCGGGACCACGCUUCUGCAGUAUCUGCGAGAAGUCCGCUUCAUAGGUUUAAGCGGUGAUGAAUUUCAUUUCGAUGUAUAUGGUGAUGGACCAGCGCGCUAUAAUAUCUUACACUUCAAGCAGGUGACAAGAGGAGUGUACCGUUGGGUCAGAGUGGGACGCUACCUCGAUGGACUGUUGCACCUUGACAUUGAUGAAAUACAGUUUAAAUGGGAUGAACCUCGUCAUCCUGAAUCGGUGUGUAGCGCAGAGUGCGAAAUGGGUCAGGCCAAGCAAUAUGUGGAGGGCGAAAGCUGCUGUUGGCAUUGUUUCAAUUGUACACAAUAUGAGAUUCGAUCCCCAGUAUCAGAGACCACGUGCGUGGAGUGCGCACGCGGCACGCUGCCCGACGCGCGCCGCACGCUCUGCGCGCCCAUACCGGAGCUCUACCUGCGCCCUUCUUCCCCAGCGGCUAUUGGCGCAAUGACGUUCUCGGCUCUAGGAAUUCUUUUUACUACGAUGGUAGGUGGCGUGUGGGUGGCGCGACGCGGCACGCCGGUGGUGCGCGCGAGCGGGAGGGAGCUGUCCUUCGUCUUGCUCGCGGGUAUCCUUAUGUGCUAUCUAGUCACAUUCGCUCUCGUGCUUCGACCGACGGACAUUCUUUGCUCACUUCAGAGAUUUGGAACUGGGUUUUGCUUUACAGUUGUAUACGCUGCUUUGUUGACUAAAACAAACAGGAUAGCACGUAUCUUUGACGCUAGUAAACAUUCAGCAAAAAGACCUUCGCUCAUUUCACCGAAAUCCCAAUUACUUAUUUGUUCAGUUUUAGUGUCGAUCCAGGUCGUAAUUGUGGUAGUGUGGCAACUAACGUCGCCUGCCAGAGCAAUACACCAUUAUCCGACUCGCGAAGACAAUAUGUUAGUCUGUGAUUCUUACGUAGACGCUUCUUACACUAUAGCUUUCUUCUAUCCUGUCGUGCUGAUUGUGAUCUGCACAGUGUACGCUGUGCUAACUAGGAAGAUUCCUGAAGCUUUCAAUGAAAGCAAACAUAUUGGGUUCACUAUGUACACUACAUGUGUCAUCUGGCUUGCUUUUGUCCCAUUAUAUUUUGGCACUGCAAGUCACGUGCCUCUACGUGUGACAAGUAUGGCGGUCACUAUUUCGCUGAGUGCUAGCGUCACACUGGCUUGCCUCUUCGCACCAAAGAUGUACAUAAUCCUGGUGCGGCCGGAGCGCAACGUGCGCGGGCAGCUGACGGCGGGGCGCUGGGGGCGCGGCGGGCGCGGCGCGGCGCCGGGCGCCGUGUGCGCCGCGCUGGUGGGCGCCGCGCCGCUGCCGCGCGCCGCCGCCACGCCCUCCACCGACCUCUCCACGCUCGACGCCACAGAGCGAUCGACUUCCACGGACCGACAAGUUCAAACGGACGAGGCGACCAUGCCUGUGGGGGGCCUGGCAGGGGUAGCGACAGGGGGCCCGGCGGGGGGACCGGCGGUAGGAGGCCCGGCGGAGCGCAACGGGCUGUGCCUGGACGCGCGCAAGCUGGCGCAGCUGGCGGCGGGGCUGCCCGCCUUCGAGGACGCGGGCGCGCCGCGACGCCGCGCCGCCUUA